AUCCUAAUAUUUGUGUGGAAUUGCCUGAAUGGGAGAAGAAAGCGGCAGGUGCGUGAAAGAUGAUGACUGGGGAACUUGCUAUGGCUUGGCUGAACCAGCAGGUUAUUGUACCCGUAAUGCCCAGUGUACUGCUAAUCAAGGAUAUUGCUACAAUAGUACGAGUAGCUACACGUGCACAGGUACUAUCUACGAACAAGGAUGCGGGGAGGCUGCAUGUCACUGUUGUAUUAAUGAUACUUCCCUCUGUGUUCUGUUACCUGACUGCGAGAACAGUGGUGGAUCUUGCAUGAAACCUGCAAACUGGAGUACCUGUGUUGGUGCAAUUGACUCAACUGAUUGCCUUGGAGAUGACUGUGCCUGUUGCCAUCCAACAGCUGUUUCAGGAUGUUCACCAAAACCCAUCUGUUCAGACAAUAAUGGCUACUGCUUCAGUACGAGUAGCAGCCAUGUAUGCAAUGGUAUCACGUAUGACGAAGGGUGUGAUGGACCAAAUUGUGCUUGUUGUUUUAUGAAUCCUGAUAACUGUGUCGAAUUACCUGAAUGUGGAGGAGACAGUGGAAGAUGCGUAAAAGAUGAUGACUGGGGAACUUGCUAUGGCUUGGCUGAACCAGCAGGUUGCCUUGGAAACAAUUGCACUUGUUGCAGGGAUUGUACCCGUAAUGCCCAGUGUACUGCUAAUCAAGGAUAUUGCUACAAGAGUACGAGUAGCUACACGUGCACAGGUACCAUCUACGAACAAGGAUGCGGGGAGGCUGCAUGUCACUGUUGUAUUAAUGAUACUUCUCUCUGCGUUCUGUUACCUGGGUGUGAGAGCAAUAGCGGAUCUUGCAUGAAACCUAUAGACUGGAGUAGCUGUAAUGGGGCAGUUGAUUCCACUGAAUGCCUCGGAGAUGACUGUGCCUGUUGCAGUCCAGGAGUCUGUUCACCAAGCAGCGCCUGCACCGACAAUAAUGGUUACUGCUUCAGUGUGCUGAGCAGCCACGUAUGCAGUGGUACCGUGUUCUCUGAAGAAUGUAGUGGGACAGAUUGCUCCUGCUGCAUUGAAGAAUUCACAGUUUGUGGAAAUGACAGCACGUGCACAGCUCAAGGGGGUUACUGCUACAAUGAAUUAAGUGGCCAAGUUUGUAAUGACAUCAUUGAUGCAACACUGUGCUCUUCUAGUACAACAUGCAGCUGCUGCCUCCCUUCUCCAGGCUCAGGAUCUUCUGAAUCAGAAUCUGCAGAAGAUCAGUCUUCAGAAAUGGGAUCUGUAGAAGAAACUGGAUCUUCAGAAACAGGGUCUUCAGAAGUGCAAUCUUCAGAGGUAAAAUCUCCCAAUCCAAAUCUGCCUCUUCCUCCUCCUGUUCAUAAUCCUACUCGAGGAAGACCAGCUCAUCUUCGUACGCCAUAAUUAUCUACAUAGAUUAUUAGAUCUGAUUUAAGAUGGUUAUAGUUACGCUGAUUUAAGAUGGCUAUAGUUACUCUGAUUUAAGAUGGUUAUAGUUACUUUGAUUUAAGACAGUAGUUAAUCCACUGGACGUGCUUAAAACAAUCAGAAACUUUUGAAAAGGUUAUAUUUUUUGUUAAUUCCCAAACUUAUAACCUUUGUAUCUUUUCAAAAUUGCUUAUAUGAAUAAUUAUGUGCCUUUUUGCUUUGAUUCAUCAAAAUUGGAGAGUGAGUUCUGCAAAUAAAUUCAAAAAAUUC
Macrobrachium nipponense is the source of this 1684-nucleotide messenger RNA. Its product is annotated as keratin-associated protein 10-4-like. Lineage: Eukaryota; Metazoa; Arthropoda; Malacostraca; Decapoda; Palaemonidae. The record is from RefSeq and is a predicted model, not a curated record.